Molecule: messenger RNA, 3969 nt
Organism: Esox lucius (northern pike)
Lineage: Eukaryota; Metazoa; Chordata; Actinopteri; Esociformes; Esocidae
Product: occludin
Exons: 9
Coding region: 432-2060 (542 amino acids)
Biological process (GO): positive regulation of transcription elongation by RNA polymerase II; bicellular tight junction assembly; snRNA transcription by RNA polymerase II
Cellular component (GO): membrane; transcription elongation factor complex; bicellular tight junction
Molecular function (GO): cis-regulatory region sequence-specific DNA binding
Source: RefSeq, a predicted model, not a curated record
GCUCUCCUAAAGCAGCAAAUGAAGUUUAUAGGCUAGUUGAACACAUGACUAUUCUUGUCUACGGUGGGAAGUCGGGCUAGUGUGGCUAGUCUACAAAUCACACCUACCUCCAGCAAGGGCAACAAAGCACUUGUUCACGGACAGUCCUUGGAAAACCGUGGUCUCUGGACGUGGGACGGAAGGACAAAAAGCGGUCACCACUACUAAAACAUAAUCAAAUUAGAGGUACAUUUCGUAGCUGAGCAAGUUUUAAUCUGUUAAUUUCUAUUUCUCUGACCUGGCCUCAAUCUUUAAGGAUACAAACCUAAAUUCAGAAAAAACGACGCUCCAUUUGGAACUGCAUCAAACGCCAAAAACCUAGCUGCUUUUCCUACUUCUCAGUGCGCUCGAAGAGUUCCGGGCUGUCUCAGGUCCCUCACCAUCAGGGAGAUAUGUUUGAGAAGCAGCAUUACGACAGCCCUCCAGUCUACAGUCCGCCAUACACCCCAGCCUCCAAUGGCUAUGGCCCCCCGCAAAGCUACCACCCCCCCAAGAGUGAUUUUGAUCCCUACCCACCCCCACCAGGCUCGUACUACAUGGAUGAGAAGCCCCAACACUUUUACAAGUGGUUCUCCCCUCCCGGCAUCGUCAAGGCCAUGUUUGGGACCAUCCUAGUGCUCUGCCUUGGAAUCUUCGCAUGCGUUGCCUCCACACUGGUCUGGGACAUGCAGUAUGGGAUGGGGGGCGUUGGAAUGGGCUCUUACGGUGGAGGGUUGGGCUACGGCGGAGGUUACGGAGGAAUUGGGGGCAGUUACGGCUCGAGUUAUGGAGGAGGCUACGGAGGAGGCUACGGUUAUUAUGGUAGCUCCUACCCAACACCCUACUCGGCCAAGACCAGCAUGAUCGCCAUGGCGGCCAUCAACUUCUUUGUGGCGCUGGGAUUCUUCGUGGCCACUUUCUCUAAAUCGACCACAUUCAGAAGCAGAAAGUUCUACCUAGUGGUUCUGGUGGUCAGUGUGAUUAUGGCUUUUAUCCAGGGCAUUAUCAACAUUGUGUAUAUCGUGGGGGUCAACCCUAUGGCACAGAGCUCUCAGAACAUGAUCUACAACCCCAUGCUGAUGAUGUGCCAGAACCUGUAUGGAUCCAGCUACUCCAGUAUGGGAGGUGUGGGGAGUUUCGGCAUGUACAACCAGUACCUCUAUCACUACUGCUACGUGGACCCGCAAGAGGGUGUGGCUAUGGUGCUUGGGUUCCUGGUUACCACUGCAUUGGUCGUGGUUGCUGUCUUCUCACAGAAAACCAGAAGCAAGAUAUGGCGCUACGGCAAGCCCAACAUCUACUGGGUGCCACCACCUGUGACUGGAGGUUUAAUGUCCGAUGGAAGAGAUGUGGAGGACUGGGUGAACAAUGUGGAGGACGUACAAAGUACCCAGGAUGCACCUACUGUGGUGCUUUCGGAGAAGGCCGUCCCUCUUAAUGCUUCAGCCAAUAGUGUCCUCUCCUACCCAACCAAGCCUGACAGCUGUGUCUACACAGGAGACGCCUACAACGUGUAUACAGGUCAUCGGACUAGCCGUCCCUCAGACCAGCCCUCUCAGAGGGCCAGUUCCAGCCCCUCUGAGGAGGCAGGGGGGGUCAGGAAGCCCUCGGCCAACAGGGGGAAGAGGCGCCGGCGCAACCCUGAGCUGGACGAAUCACAGUACGAGACUGAGUACACUACAGGGGGUGAGACUGGUAACGAACUGGACCCGGAGGAAUGGGAGAGGAUCUACCCAGAGAUAAUGUCGGACAACCAGCGUCAGGAGUACAAGAGGGAGUUUGACGCAGACCUGAGGGAGUACAAAAACCUGUGUGCUGAGAUGGAUGACAUCAGUGACCAGAUGAACAAACUCAACAGGCAGCUGGACACACUGGACGAGAACUCUGCCAAGUACCAGAUUGCAGCAGAGGAAUAUAAUAAUUUGAAGGAUGUUAAGAGGACACCAGACUACCAGGCUAAAAAGUUGGAGUGUCGCAGGCUAAGACAUAAACUGUUCCACAUCAAACGCAUGGUGAAGUCUUACGACAAGGGCCACUCGUAAAGGUCCACUGACCGUUGUAUAUACCCCAGCCAUGUUCUCAUGCCAACACAGCACUCGUGGACAUGAACCUAACAAGACUAUUUUUACAACACAACGACUAUGCAGAACGCUGGAACCAAAGUUGCCUUUUGGCAUAGAGACACAACGCUGUGGGCAUACACACAUCCACAUCCGACCUAUGCACAAACACAUACACACCUAUCCGCCAACAAAGAAGAACAAAUACGUGUACACACACACUCAUACAAUAAGGUUCUGGGCUAUUAAUAUUAAUGAAACAGAUGUGACUCCUAGCUAUUAAUCUCAUGCCUGUUUCUAUCGUCUGUAUUUAGAUGGCUCCAUACACUCUCAGAAAUAAAAGUUUAGCUGUUCCUCUAAAGGGCUGCAUAUCACAAGAAUGGUACCCUGUUAGGGGAUCCACUGUAGCUUUAGUGACAGGUACCCUAUUUUAUACCUUUCAAAAUAACUUUCCUAAAUAGAGUCCACAGAAAUGGAUAUCUACCAUAGAGCACAAACUUGUACAACAUUUCCAAUCAUGGAUAGUAAAAAAUAACUAUCUGUACGUCACACGCCUAACUAAUCUAAUAUUAUUUCAGUGUGCCUUGUCUUGACAAGAGAACUGUAGAUUGGCCAUCAACAAAUGCAUUUGUUAGUGACAGAUAUAACAUAACCCAGUGGGUUCCUAGGGUGAAUGUUAUCAUAAAAUGUUAACUAAUUAUGCCAAUACAUCACAAAGUAUCUCGAGAGGCUGUAUUUCAUGAUCUAGCUUUAGCCUGAUACAGCAGCAUGAAACCCAUAGUUUACAGGGCAUAUCUCAUCAGGCCUGUGAGUAGGGGUGAAAACAUCUUAGUAAAACUGCCAAGAUUCCUAGAUAUUGUGGUUGAAGGAUUCUUGUUUUCCAGUUAAAGGCCUAUUCAAAUUAUGAUAGUUUCAUUCAGACUAACAAAAUGUGUUGCAACUGUGUUAUUCACUUGCAACCUGCAAGGUUGGCAACAUUGUCAGGACACUACACAAGCCAUUUAAACUGGAAGAUCUAUUUCAGUAACAUGUGCAAAAUAACAAAUUGAUUGGAUUAGUUUAGAAAAUGUUAUUUACUUUUUUGGAACAUAAGAUUACUAAAUUAGUAUACAUGGAAAAACUCAGAUUAACAUGAUAAAAAAUGGAACUGCAGUAAAGCCAGUUGGGCAAUGCUGAUGGUAAAUAUGCCUUUUUUUGGGAACCACCCCAGUAAGAAAGACAUUUUCUUUCUUUUAGAUGGCAAAGAUAAUUUAUAAUUCAUAGGGUUUGUACCCAGGGAAACCAAGAUAAGCCUUCACAGUUUACCUAUUCUAUUGAGUGUGUAACUGAUUGUGUUAUGUGAUUGUACCGUUUUAUAUUCAAAAUAUUGAGUACCAAAAUAUUGUAUCUGCACAUGUAUUUUUAAAGGUACCUAAAAGUAUCAUUUGAGAUCAAUGUGUGGAAUUCCAAAGGUACACUGUGUAUGGAUUAGAUUUUGUUUUAACUGAGGGAACAAUAGUGUCCUUAUUUCUAAGAGUGUAGGCACUAUUGUAAUCUGUGGAGUUAAUACUUCAUAUCCAAACAUUGCCCAUGCCUUCCAGCAAUGCCAUAUUCGUCUUUUCUGCCUAGCAAAAUUGUCAUACUUGCUUACUUCAGCACUAUGGUCAAUUGGACUUGAUGGGGAUGGUUUAAAUGGGUUACUUAAAUGUUAUUUGACAUGAAGUGGUCUGCGCUGAAAGCUUUGGGCAUUUGAUAGUUUCUGUUUGCAUUAGAUGGGGAUAAUGUACAUUGUGUUCUCUUCUGAUAGAACAGAAUUACUCAACAUUGAAAAGGGCAAAUCUGAUGGUAGAGUAUGCACCAAAUCUUCUAGAAUGAAAUGGUGCUUUAUACUAUAAGCACUCCACAAAAGAAA